Messenger RNA from Drosophila melanogaster (fruit fly), 818 nucleotides. RefSeq names its product nenya (gene nenya). Gene Ontology annotation, biological process: reciprocal meiotic recombination. The record is from RefSeq and is marked reviewed. Gene Ontology annotation, cellular component: synaptonemal complex. Gene Ontology annotation, molecular function: SUMO transferase activity. NCBI's taxonomy places the organism in Eukaryota, Metazoa, Arthropoda, Insecta, Diptera, Drosophilidae. The coding region runs from base 19 to 678 and encodes 219 amino acids. The transcript has a single exon.
AAACAAUUGGUUUUUGGAAUGUUUCGAAUCCACUGCAACAAAUGCUUUCGACGCCGCAACGUCGAGCCAACGUUGAUCUUCCACAUGACCCAGUGCCAACACGUCCUCUGCGCCUCCUGUCUGAGCGAAUCCUCGACAGAUAAGAAGUGCCCACUGUGCAAACGGGAUCUGCGAGCGAUUCCGAUCGACAAAAACUUGCCUCCAAACGUGGCCCAAUACUUUGAGGAUCCGCUUCGAUUCCAGCAGCUCUACCGCAAGAUCAGCAAGUUCCAGGCCGACCAGCGGGCAUCGGACAACCUGGGAUUCUAUCGCCAGAUGCAGGAGCACGAGAAGAACGAGAGCCGCUUAAAGGGCUUCUGCAAGAUGGAGGCGCAGUUCAACCAGCAGAUCCAAAAGGAGAAGGAACGGAUCGCCGAACUUCGCGCCUACAUAAAGUACCACGAAGAGGAGGGUCUCAAGGAGUGGCCACACGCCACGGGGGUUGAGAAGCCCUGGAGCAACCAGGCACGUGGCCUGCGGCCCAGGACACCCUCUGUGACCACAUCGGAUAAUACCCAGUCGGAUGAGCACAUGACAACCUUCUGCCUGGACUCGGACAUAGAUUGCCUUGAAGAAGACGAACCCCGCCGAUACGUCAAGAAAACCUUUAACGGAAACAUCAAAGAUUUUCACAUAUAAUCACUUCUUUCCACAAGUUUUCCUUAACUACAACUAGAUUAUUAAGAUCAUUACAGUGUAAGUAAUAUUAAAAUUGGUGCCAGGAGAACUUUAAGCAGAGAUCGAUGAUACCAUAACAUAAAUUUAAAUCCAGUAUCAGC